AUGGAGCCUCUUCGUGGAACGGUCAGCUUCCCAACAUCAUCCAUCGGUGCUGCGGCUAUCAGUGGAAGCCUGGCUACCAACAACAUCCCAAACUUGGAUGCCUCCAAGAUCACCACGGGCUCAUUUAUCGUGGGGGCGUUUGGGUCCACCAACAUCGCCACAACCGGCACACUCAAUUGUGGAAACAUAGGGGGCGGGGCGGCAAUCUUCUCGAGCGUGUAUUCACCGGGACCGAUACUCAGCGGGGGUUUCGCUGCACCAACCCAGCAGGGUGCAUACUUAACGUGGAACAGGAACGGUGGUUUGGGGAUGACGACCCUGGCGAACGCAAGGGGGACGGGAGGGGGCGGCUGGGAGUUUGUCUCCUACAGUGGGGUUCCUGCGUUUGAGCAAGUGGCUGCAACCAUAGGCAGUACAGGCGCUCUCAAUGCUGCUUCGGGGACGUUCUCGGGCGCAAUCUCCGGAACUACUGGAACUUUCUCGGGGGCCGUGAGCGGAACUACUGGCACGUACAGUGGGGCCGUCUCUGCGACGACCGUGAAGACGAGCGCUAGCGUAUUCUCGCAGUGCACACAGGGUGCUCGAGGCUUUGUCAGCUACUCGGACGGUAUGAGCUACUACAUGUUGGCAACAUCGUCGAACGACUCGUCGGGCUCUUUCAACGCACUCAGGCCCUUCAUAUUGGAUCUGGCAACCGGCAACGUGACCCUGGCCAACAAUCAGGUUACCCUAAACCACUCGACGGGUUCCUAUGUCGGUCAGGCGAUCAGUGCCACGAGUGGCACGUUCUCUAGUGCAUUGAGCGGGUCGAGUGUGAGCAGUACAUCAGGACUAACGAACAAUAUGCCUGGGAUUCUGGUUGUCAAAAAUCAGACCGACAGCGGAGUCGCGAGAGACACCGGCAACCUGUUCAUCAAGGGCACCAUAGGUUCCAGCACCGUGCGCGUCGGCGGAACCGCGUACUUGAACGACGUCGACUGCGGCAACGUGAUAGCUCCGGGACGAACACUGCGGUCAUACACGGCCACUUUUGACACCACGGCGAAUGGGGUCAGGGACAUCGUCACGUUCGUCGGGACUACCGGCUCCGUGGCGUUCGACGUCACGGUAGCCACUUCCGGAUCGUUCCAGACGAUGGUGAAGAAAUACUCGUUCGCGGCCGGCCACAAUCUAACGACCUCCGCCUGGCGCAGAUGCAUGCCGCUGAGCGCCUACAACGGCAACCCGGACGAGUACGAGCUCCAAAUUUCGGGAAAUGGAUCUACCACCAAGCUGCGGCUCGUCCACUCCUCACCUAGCGUCGCCUCAACCGUCACGCUCACCCUCUCGGCGACGUACUCGCAAGGGGACAUACCCACGGUAACGAGUACCGUGGCGAACGCGCAAUAUACCGACGCCAACUGGGCGACUUAUGCGUACGCCUCCACCACAUCCAUAGCGCAGGCCAACAGCUACGUGGGCAUCGGCACCGCGGCUCCGACGUGUUCCCUGGACUUUGGGCAAACAGGCGGCAACAAACAGCUCGGAUUGUACACCUCUACAGGAAGUUGGUAUGGGAUAGGCGCUUCAAAUGCUAUCAUGGCGUACCAGACCGGCGGGGCGCACACAUUCUACGUCGGCUCCACGUCCUCCAGUCUUGGCACCAGCGCCGUCUCGAUAAACUCGUCGGGAACUCUCAACACGGGAGCCAUUUCGUGUACGGGGUCGCUUGGAGUAUCGGGUGGGCUCACCACCGGGGCCGGGCAGGGCGUCUCGAUGCCCGGGAUCGUCACCAUAAACGAUUCGACCGAUUCAGGGGCAAGCAGGGGCAUCCACUAUUGGGCAUCCGGUGAUGCAAAUUGGAAAGGCUACAUGUGCGGGUCGGGUGCUAACAAGUCCGGUGCAAACGGAAGUGCGUGCGCCUCGUUGGACAGUAGGACAUCCUACCACAUCCGCAAUCGAGUUUUCAAUAGCUCGACAACAGGUUUCAUCUGGGAGAACUCGUCCGAGCAGUGUCUUAUGUCAAUUGCUGGGGACAGCGGAAACCUUUUCAUCAAAGGGGGGAUCGGAUCAUCGUCUGUACGGGUGACAGGCACCGCUUAUCUAUCCGCUUUGGAUUGUGGUCCCAUCUCUACAAAUAAUUCGAAUGUCAAUGCGGGAACCGGCUCCGUGUCCGGCGCCGGGGCGUUCUCCGGGACGACGAACACCCUCACGGGAGGUUCCUUUGUUAAACGGACGUUGACCGUCACUGCGAGCCCGUCAUACUCAACCCCAGCGUGGUAUAAGCUCGCGACCUUCCUCACCAACGGAAGUUACGUCUCUGGGGCGAUUACCGUGGUGGGGACCCUUGCAUGCGUUAGUAGCCCAGUCCGUUUCACCGCCAAUAUCGGCUUCCACACACAGAAUCCGAGUUUCAACGCCUCGCUGACCCUGGACUCGGCCGACGGCGCCAACGAUCCGUUUGCGAGCGGUCAGUUCGAUAUCGCCCUGUACGUGGACAAUAGCGGGACGGCGCUAUACGUCUACGCCAAGCAGGCAAUGACCUAUAUGACGAUGAGCCUGGACGUCACGUGCACGCAAUUUGAGGGCAACGGGCUGACCAUCUAUCCGAGUACGGCGUUCGCCCUCGCUUACGCACCCACAAAUGCGCAGCUCAUGACGGCGGAUUCCACGCUGGCCUCUGUGCUGUCGUCCAACAGUUUCAAUACUUUGUGCGGGUCGAACAAGUUCCUCACGAAGGGAUCUGCGCUCACGGUGGGAGGAAGUAUCUCCGGCGGAAUUGUCACGUGCACGGGCCUCAACCUUACAUCGUCGGGCGCUGGGAGCGCUAUCGCGUCGACGAACUAUGCGUCGGCGCUGGCGACCGGGAACUUCAACGUAAGUUACUUUGGUGUAUCGAGCGCAGCGAACAACGCCGCUUGGUAUCUAUUCAUGAACGCAGGAGGUGCUGGAUCGUCGUCCAAUUAUGCGGCGUACGGGAUUCAAGGGAAGAGUGUCGGAACGGGAUCCUUCAACAUCUGCGCCAACGGAAACUUCGGCAUAUGCACGGCCUCGCCGCAGUAUACCCUAGAUGUCUCCGGAACGGGGCGAUACACCGGGGCACUCUCAUGCGGGAGCUUGUCCACAAGCGGCGCCGUCUCGACGAACGGCAAUUUUGUGGACACAGGGGGCGGCGGGAUCGCCUGCGGCACGAUCUUUAGCAGCCUGCUCUUGCCCGUCGACCAUGGCACGAAUGACAUUGGAUCCGACGGAAACUACUGGAGGAACGCCAUGCUCACCGGCAAGGUGACGGCCUCAUCGUACUCGGGAUUGCCGAGAAAGCAUUGGAAUGCGAUGACGCAGAACGUAUACGGCAAUUCAGGGAAGUACUAUAGGAUUGCCUCCAUUUUAGCGGCCUCCAGCGGGGCCAACGGUGGUAGCGUCCACAUCUCCGGCGCCAUAGGCGGGUUUGGAUCAGACCAGAUGGCGGUCAUCGAUUGUACCAUCUCUUCGCGCAGUUUGUACUCGGUUCGCGGCAGCGCAUACGGAGGCGUAGCCAGUGCGAAGGCAGCUGUGGACAUCGCGGUGGUCAUGGAAGCUGACAGCAGCUUCAACAUAUAUAUCCACACCAUCCAGUCGUUCGUCUGCUGGGACCUCAGCGUCGAAGCCGCGGGGACCAAUGUUACGAGCUACGAGCCUACAGACGGGGAUGUCACGCCAUCUGGGAACAUCGUCACGCCGUCCGUCAUGAGCGUCCUAGGACAGGUCAACGAGUACAGCACGAUGACGACUUCCUUCAACAGUUUCACUUACAACGGGAGUGCGGUCCUGACUGGUUCCGCAAAUUCGGGCGCCAUCUCCUGCGGCACUCUCACUUCGUCGUCGGGUCUCGUUACCAAGAACAAAGCCGACAGCAGUCUGUCGGGCAUGGCUAGCUCAUAUGCGUACUCUGCAGCAGACAACUAUCCCAUGUUCCAGCAGUUCAACUGGACACACGACAACAUCGCGCUCUUCUUUGACAUGUGGUACAAUGGGUCUGAUACGAGCGCCUCGUCGACCGGUUCGUUUGGGAUCCGCAAGAUGGGGGGAACGCUGCGGUUCGUGGCGGGCGUCGCUGCAGCGAACAGUGCGGUCUUUACCACAUCGGCCAUCACCAUCAACACGAGCGCACAGGUCGGGAUCAACAAUACGAACCCCUCUUAUAACCUGGACGUCUCUGGGACAGCAAGAGUGACAGGCGCCCUAACCUCCGGGAACAUCACUUGCGGGGCGAUCGCGGCACAGGGCAAUAGCAUCUCCGCAGGGUCCAUUGCAUGCACCGCUGUCAAUCCUGAAACCACCGCCUCCUAUGAUGUGGGCACCUCUGCUCUGGCCUGGAGGAACCAGUACUUCAGCGGUACGCGCUACAGCACGGGCAAUGCCGGCUUCACGGCCAGCUCCACUUCGGCGUUUACGCCCCUGGCGCCCUACCAUAUGUUUGCCAACCCCAACGCCGACGACAAUACUCUCAUCCUGGGGUCUGGCACUGCAGGGGCCGGUUUCGUCCUCGACGACAUCGUCAAUGCAAAGUGGAAGAUGACCACGGGAGGCUACAACCUCAGUUUCUACCAACAGAGCAGUGGGACCGCAAGCCAAUACACGACGUCAUUCUUCACCAGGCGUGUCUUUUUCAGCAACGCCGGCCAGAUCUACGCUCAGAACACGGCAAUUGCAGCAAUAAGCUCCGACGAGCGCGUCAAAACCAACAUCCGGCCCAUCACCGGGGCCCUGGACAGGAUAUGUGGGAUGACCGGCCGCAUCUUCGACUAUAAGUACCCAGAAGCCCAUAACGGGGACAAGAACGUGAUUGGUUUCAUCGCCCAGGAGAUCGAAGAGGACUUCCCAGAGUUGUCAUGUUCGGGAGAGGCACAGUGCCCAGAAGAAGCGGAGCUGUGCCCAGAUGGAGUUAAAUCAUACGGCAUUGGGACAGCCUUCCACGCGAACGUGGUCGAAGCCUUCAAGGAACUCCGCGGACAGAAAGACGAGGAGAUUCAAGUCCUCAGAGACUUGGUGGCAUCACUUGCUGCCAGAAUCGCAGCGCUAGAGAAUGCUUGA
Molecule: messenger RNA, 5052 nt
Organism: Klebsormidium nitens
Lineage: Eukaryota; Viridiplantae; Streptophyta; Klebsormidiophyceae; Klebsormidiales; Klebsormidiaceae
Source: the annotation of a GenBank genome assembly